This is a messenger RNA of Monascus purpureus, 1867 nucleotides long. NCBI's taxonomy places the organism in Eukaryota, Fungi, Ascomycota, Eurotiomycetes, Eurotiales, Aspergillaceae. The record is from the annotation of a GenBank genome assembly.
CAAGGAUGGGAGGAGAUGUGGAUGUUUGGGGCGAGGGAGGAGGCCAUUGUGAAUGGAUACUGGAUGAGCUGAAGGCAAUGAAAGGUCUAAUCCUGGUUUAUGAGAUGGAGUCCGAUGAAUUGAGGAUCCGCUAUUCCUGCCGCGCUUUGCUUUCACCGAAAAAUAUGCAUCGCUGAGAUGAUCUGAUCAUGGUUUCUUUCUUGCUGCCCCCAGGUAGCCUUCCCAAAGCUUCCCUUGCAGACAAAGUUGCCCAUGGAUCCCUCUGAAUCCUCAGGAUCAACCGCCGCAGAAGAUUCCAGGAAUCUCUCUGAGGUGGCCGCUCCGCCGCCCUUGGAGCAUCAGCCCGAACACCGCGCGCCAGAUCAGACGCACAACCAGUUCCUGGCUCAGCAAGCGGAAAAGCCCAGAGAACUUGGGCCUGCAGAAUCUACGGUUCCUCAGCCCGUCACAGCGGAGGAUCUGCAGCACCAUCACCACCCAUGGACCGAAGCAACAGACCGUGGCUACGACGAGGGCUACGGCCAUGAGAACGCCCCUGGUCCCGGAGUCGAGCAUCUAUCUGGACCAGCCCAUGAGAAACCGCCCGAGUCGAAACCGACCGAUGUCCCCGUGCCGUUGUCGAAACGUGCCACCCAUCUCUAUACCGUCUCCUAUCUCGUUUUUUUCUCCGUCUGGGGCACGCUGGCUCGUCUCGGAAUGCAAUCGCUGACCUUCUACACCGGCGCGCCCGUCGUCACAAGCGUGCUAUGGGCCAACGUGGCUGGGUGCAUCGUUAUGGGAUUCUUCCUGGAGGACAAGAACCUUUUCAAGGAGGAAUGGGGGGAUGCCAAACACCGACCCCCUCCGUCGGACGAGCAGGAGGAGAAGGAAAGAAUCAAGGCCCACAAAUCCGUUAAGAAGACCAUCCCCUUGUACAUCGGGCUGACCACCGGGUUCUGCGGUUGCUUCACGUCCUUCUCGUCGUUUCUCCGCGACGUAUUCUUGGCGCUGUCCAAUGAUCUCCCAAAUCCAACGCGGGCGACCAUUUACCACCGCAAUGGCGGAUACAGCUUCAUGGCCAUCAUUGGUGUCAUCAUCAUCGAAGUCUCUCUCAGUCUGUCGGCUCUCAUUUUCGGUGCGCACCUAGCCCUCGCAUUGGCGCCGGUGACACCUACGGUGCCCUUCAACUUCACACGCAAAUUCGUAGAUCGCAUCUGCGUCGUCCUCGGCUGGGGCUGCUGGCUCGGCGCCGUCUUCCUGGCCAUCUGGCCUCCUGAUCGACACCAGACCACGGAGACCUGGCGCGGACGGGCCAUUUUUGCGGUCGUUUUCUCCCCGCUGGGCUGCUUGUUCCGCUUCUACAUCUCCCUGUACCUCAACCCGCGUCUCCCGACUUUCCCACUGGGAACGUUCGCGGCCAACAUGCUUGGGACUAUCAUCCUGGGUAUGUGCUAUGACUUGCAGCAUGCCAAGGGCAUCGGUGCUGUCGCGACGGGGGGACUGAUUACCAAGUCCCUCUUGACGAGCUGCCAGGUGUUGCAGGGCGUCAUGGAUGGAUUCUGCGGCUCCGCAACAACGGUGAGCACAUGGGUGUCUGAGCUGAACGGGCUCAGCUGUCGCCGGUCGGCGUAUUUGUAUGGAAUUCUCAGUGUGGGAGUGGGACUGGGGUUCCUGGUGGUGAUAAUGGGGUCGUUGAGAUGGACUUUGGGGUUUGUGCACCCGGCGUGUUGAUUGCUAUGGCAAUGCAGGUAACCCAUUAACAUAUAAGCGGAGGGAGUUAUAAUAUUAAUGUAAUAUAAUAUACAGAUGAUAUCGCCUGUCCAAGCUAAGCAAUCAGUAUUCACUCAAGAUAGAAACAUGCUCUUGUCAGCUCCAUGGAAUGUACCAG